UUCCGGCAGGGGGCCGGGCGGCGGGCGGCGGUCUAGCAGCGGCGGGGCCCGGGGGGCGCCCAAGAUGGCGGCGGGUGGCGCGGAGGGUGGCUCGGGCCCCGGCGCCGCCAUGGGGGACUGCGCGGAAAUCAAGUCGCAGUUCCGUACCCGCGAGGGCUUCUACAAGCUGCUUCCCGGCGACGGCGCCGCUCGCAGGUCGUGUCCGGCCUCCGCCCAGACCCCGGCGCCGCCCCAGCCCCCGCAGCCCCCGCCCGGCCCUGCCUCUGCCGGCGCUGCGGGCCCCGCAUCGUCCCCGCCGCCCGCAGGCCCCGGGCCUGGGCCCGCGCUGCCUGCCGUGCGCCUCAGCCUCGUGCGCCUCGGGGAGCCCGAAGGCUCCGGAGCCGGGGAGCCGCCUGCCACGCCCGCGGGGCUGGGCGCUGGAGGAGACCGCGUCUGCUUCAACUUGGGCCGCGAGCUUUAUUUCUACCCAGGCUGCUGCCGCCGCGGGAGCCAACGGUCCAUUGACCUCAACAAGCCUAUUGACAAGCGGAUCUACAAGGGCACCCAGCCCACCUGCCAUGACUUCAACCAGUUCACUGCUGCCACCGAGACCAUCUCCCUGCUGGUGGGGUUCUCAGCUGGCCAGGUGCAGUACCUGGACCUCAUCAAGAAGGACACCAGCAAGCUAUUCAACGAGGAGCGGCUGAUUGACAAGACCAAGGUGACAUAUCUCAAGUGGCUGCCUGAGUCCGAGAGCCUGUUCUUGGCCUCCCACGCCAGCGGCCACCUGUACCUGUACAACGUCAGCCACCCUUGCGCCUCGGCCCCGCCCCAGUACAGCCUGCUGAAGCAAGGCGAGGGCUUCGCUGUCUAUGCUGCUAAGAGCAAAGCACCCCGAAACCCACUGGCCAAGUGGGCAGUGGGCGAAGGGCCCCUCAAUGAGUUUGCCUUCUCACCGGACGGUCGCCACCUGGCCUGUGUCAGCCAGGAUGGCUGCCUGCGCGUCUUCCACUUCGACUCUAUGCUCCUGCGUGGGCUCAUGAAGAGCUACUUUGGGGGCCUGCUGUGCGUGUGCUGGAGCCCCGACGGCCGCUACGUGGUGACGGGAGGCGAAGAUGACCUGGUCACUGUGUGGUCCUUCACUGAGGGCCGCGUGGUGGCUCGAGGCCACGGCCACAAGUCCUGGGUCAAUGCUGUGGCUUUUGACCCCUAUACCACUCGGGCAGAGGAGGCCACAGCGGGUAGUGGUGAUGGGGAUGGGAGCGGUGAGGAGGAGGAGCCUGAGGCUGCUGCUGCAGGCAUGGGCGCGGGUGGGGGUGCCCAGCUCUCCCCACUGCCCAAGGUCGGCUCCAUCACCUACCGCUUCGGUUCGGCAGGCCAGGACACGCAGUUCUGCCUGUGGGACCUCACCGAAGACGUGCUAUCCCCACACCCGCCCCUCACGCGCACACGCACUCUUCCCGGCACCCCUGGUACCACACCGCCAGCUACCGGCAGCUCCAGGGGUGCUGAGCCUGGCCCGGGACCCCUGCCCCGAUCCCUCUCCCGCUCUAACAGCCUGCCACACCCAGCAGGCGGUGGCAAGGCCGGCGGCUCAGGUGCUACCGCAGAGCCGGGCACGCCAUUCAGCAUUGGCCGCUUUGCCACACUUACGCUGCAGGAGCGGCGGGACCGGGGGGCCGAGAAGGAGCAUAAGCGCUACCACAGCCUGGGCAACAUCAGCCGGGGUGGUGGUGGGGGCAGCAGCAGCGACAAGCCCAGUGGACCCGCCCCCCGCAGCCGUCUGGACCCUGCCAAGGUGCUGGGCACAGCACUGUGCCCGCGCAUCCAUGAGGUGCCACUGCUGGAGCCCCUGGUGUGCAAGAAGAUCGCCCAGGAGCGGCUGACGGUGCUGCUGUUCCUGGAGGACUGCAUCAUCACCGCCUGCCAGGAGGGCCUCAUCUGCACCUGGGCCCGGCCCGGCAAGGCAUUCACAGACGAGGAGCCCGAGGCCCAGGCAGGGGAAGGAAGUUGGCCCAGGUCACCCAGCAGUUCAGUGGUAGAGGGCAUCUCUUCCCAGCCAGGCAACUCCCCAAGUGGCACAGUGGUGUGAAGCCGUGGAUAUUGGGGUCCUCCACCCCAUGCUCCCAGCCUCCUAGCCAUAACCCUCCCUGCUGACCUCACAGAUCAACGUAUUAACAAGACUAACCACAGAGAAAGGACUGUUCCGGUCCCCCACCCUGCACAAAUACUGGGGGUCCCUCAAAGUGGCCCGACCCUGGGGGGAUAUAGCGGUCCAAGUGGCCUCAGCCCUGCCCCACCCAUUGCCAAGUACUGUGAUCCUCUGAAACAUCAGUGUUAACCCACAUCCCUAUCCCCAGCAUGUGACUGGUGGCUCCUGGGGAGAAGCUCCCUGCCACCAGAGCCCCAGCUCUGCAGUGCGCCCCUGCGGUUAGGCAGAGCAGGAAUGGUCUCCCUCCAAGCCCCUACUCCAUCCCACCCUUGCUGUUGUCUGUGCUUUUGAAAAGUGUUAAGUUAUGGAAGUCCCAAGGGCCCUCCUUGUCCCCCAGGACCUCUUAUUUAUACUAAAGUUCCCUGUUUGCA
This is a messenger RNA of Cavia porcellus (domestic guinea pig), 2562 nucleotides long. RefSeq names its product DM1 locus, WD repeat containing (gene Dmwd). The transcript is spliced from 5 exons. NCBI's taxonomy places the organism in Eukaryota, Metazoa, Chordata, Mammalia, Rodentia, Caviidae. The record is from RefSeq and is a predicted model, not a curated record. The coding region runs from base 65 to 2071 and encodes 668 amino acids. Gene Ontology annotation, molecular function: protein binding.